AUGGCUCAGGAGAAGAUGGAGCUAGACCUGGAGCUGCCUCCGGGUACGGGCGGGAGCCCGGCGGAGGGCGGUGGCAGCGGCGGCGGCGGGGGCCUCAGGAGGUCUAACAGCGCCCCCCUGAUCCACGGCCUCAGUGACACUUCGCCGGUGUUCCAGGCCGAGGCGCCGAGCGCCAGGCGGAACAGCACAACGUUCCCGAGCCGCCACGGCCUGCUGCUACCGGCCUCCCCUGUCCGCAUGCACAGCAGCCGCUUGCACCAGAUCAAACAAGAAGAGGGCAUGGACUUGAUCAAUCGAGAGACAGUCCACGAGCGGGAGGUGCAGACCGCAAUGCAGAUAAGCCACUCCUGGGAGGAAAGUUUCAGCCUGAGUGACAACGACGUGGAGAAAUCCGCCUCCCCCAAGCGCAUCGAUUUCAUUCCUGUGUCACCAGCACCGUCACCCACUCGGGGAAUUGGGAAGCAGUGUUUUUCGCCAUCCUUGCAAAGUUUUGUAAGUAGCAACGGAUUGCCUCCAAGCCCUAUUCCCAGCCCAACGACCCGAUUUACCACCCGGAGAAGCCAGAGCCCCAUCAAUUGCAUUAGACCAAGUGUUCUUGGACCAUUGAAAAGAAAAUGUGAAAUGGAAACUGAAUAUCAGCCAAAGAGAUUUUUCCAGGGCAUCACCAACAUGCUUUCUUCUGACGUUGCACAGCUGUCAGAUCCUGGUGUGUGUGUAUCUUCGGAUACCCUUGAUGGAAACAGCAGCAGUGCCGGAUCUUCUUGUAACUCACCAGCGAAAGUCAGCACUACCACCGACUCUCCUGUGUCACCUGCCCAAGCGGCUUCUCCAUUUAUUCCACUAGAUGAACUUUCGUCUAAGUGAUUCACUCAUCCUGAGACUUUCUUUUUGCAGUGGAGAGAGAGAAUAAUCUAGUUGGGGCAAACACUGAACUUUGUCAAUUAAUUUGAGGCUAUUUCCUAUUUGACCCCUUUUCUUUUUUGAAAUUCCCUGAAAUGAUGUUAUUCUAGAGAACUUCUAUGUCAGGUUCCUUUGGAUACCCUUGAAUUCAGUGUAGUAAUAUUUUCAGACGUUUCCCCAAUAAGUGUGUUGAAGCAUACAUCUUUACGCUGCUAAUAUGUCUAAAUACAUAUGUUAUCCCUUGAUUUUUUUAAAUAAUUGAGAGCUCUAUUUAUUUAUGGGAUUAUUAAGUUCUGAUGAAAAUAUAAAUGUUGACUUAAUCAGCAUAGUAAACUGAUGUUUAAAAUUCCAUACUUCAUGCCCACACUAAUUUUUAAUGUUAUUUUCAGUGGUUGCCGAUUUCCAUUUGAUGAAGAACUAUACAGCUUAAAAAAAUACGUUAGUUAUAUCUAUCUAGUGGUUGUCUGUUUUACCCAGGAAUUCUUGGAUAUUUAGUUUUCUGGGUACUGAAGUGGAUGGGAGGGGGAAUGAUUAAAGAACAAAUUAUAAAAGUUUGAACAAAUCUUUUCAAAUUAAGCAUAUAAAAGUAAACUUUUAAGAAAAACAUUUUUAAUGAGAUUUUAAUAGUAAUUCUAGUCAGUCAUACAACUAUAACUACUAUAGAGAAAAUAAAAAUUUUUCCUUUUUUUUUUUUUU
This is a messenger RNA of Pan troglodytes (chimpanzee), 1596 nucleotides long. RefSeq names its product PP2A Aalpha (PPP2R1A) and B55A (PPP2R2A) interacting phosphatase regulator 1 (gene PABIR1). The transcript has a single exon. The coding region runs from base 1 to 864 and encodes 287 amino acids. NCBI's taxonomy places the organism in Eukaryota, Metazoa, Chordata, Mammalia, Primates, Hominidae. Gene Ontology annotation, molecular function: protein serine/threonine phosphatase inhibitor activity. The record is from RefSeq and is a predicted model, not a curated record.